Molecule: messenger RNA, 3447 nt
Organism: Xyrauchen texanus (razorback sucker)
Lineage: Eukaryota; Metazoa; Chordata; Actinopteri; Cypriniformes; Catostomidae
Product: acanthoscurrin-1-like
Exons: 2
Coding region: 1338-2000 (220 amino acids)
Source: RefSeq, a predicted model, not a curated record
GGUAGCAGAGUAAUGUAUAAAAUCAUGCAUAUAUGGGUAAGGAGCUUCUGUUAAUGUUCACAUCAACCAUCCAAAUGGGGAAAAUUAAGAUCUUAUCCACCUUUUUCCUGGGGGUCUUACUGGGGGAACGAAUGUGGGUAAGACUUCUGCUGGAAGACCCUGUUUACAGCUGGUAAUAAGACCCAUUUCGGAUGAUCCGAUUUCAAAUGGUUAGUGCUAAAUAUAGUUUUAAAUGAGGUGCAAAAUAUUUUGUGAUUGUAUCACAAAAAAACACAUACAGAGGUAGUCAAAAACCACAUCAAAGCACCACCUCUCACUAGUCAAUCACCGCCAAACAAAAGUUUAAAUUUACGUGUGGAUUUAAAAGGAAAUAACCGUCCGAUCGGACAUCUUGAAAAGGCAAAUACAUACCCAAGGAUGAGAACUUCAUGGAUCUUCCUCAGUGUGUCUGUCUGAUUUGAACAUGUAGGCUGACACACAUCUGAAGCUGAACUAACACAAAUACUCCACUAAAACAACCGAUCAUUUGCUCAAAAUGUUGCAUUUGUACUUAGAUUAAAUUACAUCUGCAUCUGGAGAAACAGUGCACCGGUUUUGUUCUCACUUUCUUUGUCAUUAUGACUUUUUUGCAGUUUAUUAUCGUUCACCAACACACUGAUAUAGUGACUGAUGUAUGUCCUCAUGAAAUCAGUCACGCUCUCAUCAAAAUCCCAACACAGCAAGGAAUGAAUGAAUGGAUGUAUGCUGCAACAACAGCUGUGUUUACUUGACAACUGAAGGAACACCCAUAUUUCUCACUAAGCAUCGCGGGACGUAGGAAAAAGGUGAAUAUUAGCCAAGUCUUUUUAGCAGGAGAUGCUAAACAGUUGAGGAUAUCGUGUUGAGACUUCAAAAGAAAUCCUUGUGCUUCAAGAACAAGGAUGGAUCAGCUAUGGAGAUGGAAUUGUUGCAUAUUGUUAUAGCGAAUGCAGGAGGAGGGAGACAAGGGGUUGGAUCUACGUGCGGGUUCUUUUAUUAAAUAAACAAGAAAACACAGAAUAAAACAAAACACUGGGAACAAACAAAACAUCCAUGAGGGGAUAACAAAAAUGUAACAUAAGAAACAACCACGGAGGAACACGGAACUAAGAAAACACGGCAGGACAGGCAACGAAGCAAACACAGGAACAGUGGAAACAUUAACCUACAACAACAUUCAAUGAACGACAAGGAGUGGAGAACAAACAGGUGCGAACAAUAACACAAUGUGAGGAUCGGGAACCAUGGUGACAGUGACAUGAAAAACACGGGACAGACUACCAGGGAAUCGUGAUGGAGAAACAUAGUGACGGUGACACAUGGUGACGGUGACACGGGGCAGACAACCAGGGAAUCGUGACAGAAUCCCCCCUCAAAAGGAUCGGAUUCCAGACGAUCCUAAAAAAAAGAGACAAACAAACCCACAUAACAAGAAACAAAAUCGGCCAGGGAGUGAAGGGGGGGCUAGCAGACAAAAGAGGGUACACGGGGCAAACAGACAGUCCAAGGGGGGCACAAGGGGCAAAGAGACAGACCAAGGGGCACGAAGGGGCAGACAGGCAGUCCAAGGGGGUACAGAGGGCAAGAAGGCAGUCCAAGGGGGCACCGAGGGCAGGCAGACGGUCCAAGGGGGCACAAGGGGCAGACAGACAGUCCAAGGGGCCACAGGGGGCAGACAGGAAGUCCAAGGGGGCACAGAGGGCAAGAAGGCAAUCCAAGGGGCCAAGGGGGGCAGACAGGAAGUCCAAGGGGGUACAGGGAGCAGACUGGCAGUCCCCGGGGAGCAAAAGACGGGGACUGGGUCAGGUGGCCUGGGAGCUGGCCACAGGACAGGGACAGGUUCAGGAGGUCUGGGAGGCGGCCACAGGACAGGGACAGGUUCAGGAGGCCUAGGAGCUGAACACAGGACAGGUUUGGGAGGUCUGGAAGUCAGCCUCAGGACCACAGCCAUGGGGAACUCCGAGGGCGGAGCCGAGGGUUAAUAUACACACACAGGAUGAACACAAAUAACAAACAGGUGCGAACAAUAACACAAUGUGAGGAUCGGGAACCAUGGUGACAGUGACAUGAAAAACACGGGGCAGACUACCAGGGAAUCGUGACGGAGAAAUAUGGUGACGGUGACACGGAAAACACGGGGCAGAUAACCAGGGAAUCGUGACACAUAUUAACAUACAAAUGGAAAGAGAUUCACAAAUAGAAAGUUGGUUCACAAAUAAAUUGAAUGAGAUUUAUUUGUCAAUGUUAGGACUUUCACAAAAAUGAAAUAAAUUCACAAAUAAAAAGAAUGAGGUUCAUAAAUAUAUGUUUAUGUUUAUAAAAAAAGUGAAUUCACAAAUCAAAAUAGAUUUUUUUAAAAUAAAUAAAUUAUUUACAAAUAUAUUUUUUAACUCACAGACAGAACUCGGUCCAGCAUUCAUUUGUGAAUCGCGCACAUUUAUUUGUUGAUCGCUUCCUUUGCAUUUGCGGAACGCUACACGAAGCGUGAUUGGUUGAAGAACAUUCUACAAUUGGUCCGAGUAAUGUGGCCAUUUUCUGAUUGGCUUGAUUAGACGAUGGGUGGAGUCCACCUAUUUGUAGAUUUGUGUGCACGUCUUGACGCUAGAUUUGUUUCACAAUUGACAAAUGCGUGUAGCAAUUCACAAAUUAAUUCUGGACAGAGUUGUGUUUGUGAGUUAAAAAAUAUAUUUGUUAAUAAUUUUUUUAUUUGCAAAUCUCAUGUAUUUGUGAAUUCACUUUAUUUUUGUGAAACUUCUUACAUUUAUUUGUCGAUCUCAUUCAAUUUAUUUGUGAACCAACUUUCUAUUUGUGAAUCUCUUUCUAUUUGUAUGUUAAUAUGCAACAAUUCCAUCUCCAUAGUUGAGGCUUGCCAGUUUGCCAACAGAUUCGUCAGCAAAUAAUCCAGUGCUUUAAGAACAAUGUUCCCCAAUAGGAAAUUUUAAGGAUUUUGGGAAUUUCACCAUCUACAGUGCACAAUUUAAAAGAUUCAAGGAAUCCGGUCAAAUCUCAGUGUGUAAAUUCAAGAUGAAAACAACUUCUGAAUGUGCGUGAUCUCCGAUCCCUCAGACGUCACUGUCUUAAAAACCAUCUUGCGUCUGUAAUAGAAAUCAUGACAUGGGUUCAGGAAUACUUCGGUAAACCUUUGUCAGUCAACAUCAUUCACCGCUGCAUCCACAGAUGCAAGUUGAGGCUUUACUAUGCAAAGGAGAAGCCAUACAUCAUCACUGUCCAGAAGCGCCGCUGACUUCUCUGGAAUCGGUCUCAUCUGAGAUGGAAAGUAGAACAGUGGAAUCGUGUUCCAUGGUCCGACAAGUCCACAUUUCAAAUGGAUUUAGGAAAAAACCAUCAUGUUCUCCAGGUGCUAUUGGGGGUUGGGGGGUGUUGUUGUUGGGGUUUAUGAUUUAAUUAUACACUUUAUGUUAAGGUUAU